Staurois parvus is the source of this 1332-nucleotide messenger RNA. NCBI's taxonomy places the organism in Eukaryota, Metazoa, Chordata, Amphibia, Anura, Ranidae. The record is from the annotation of a GenBank genome assembly.
GUUACCAUAAUGUCCCUAACCGGAAGUUCAUUGCGCCUGUUGAGAAGUGUGAGACAUGGCAUCCAGGUGUGUGCGGUAAGAGCGCAGGGCACCGCCGCCAAGCAGAAAGAUGCCGGAGUACAGAAUGAGAAGAAAAAGGCAAAACCCCAGACGCAGUUUGACUGGCGGGACGCUCUCUCCCUGGACUCCCAGCUGACAGAGGAUGAGAUCAUGAUUAGAGACAGCUUCCGAGCUUACUGUCAGGAGAAGCUGAUGCCCAGAAUCCUCAUGGCUAAUCGGCAGGAAGCAUUUGAUAGGGAGAUUAUAUCUGAGAUGGGAGAGCUGGGUGUCCUGGGAUCUACAAUUAAAGGUUACGGUUGUGCCGGGACUUCCUAUGUGGCGUAUGGGCUCUUGGCGAGGGAGGUGGAGAGGGUGGACAGCAGCUAUCGCUCAGUGAUGAGUGUUCAGUCCUCGUUAGUUAUGCAUCCAAUCGCUGCCUAUGGCUCAGAGGAACAGAAACAGAAAUAUCUGCCCAGGCUGGCAAGAGGAGAGUUGCUGGGCUGUUUUGGACUUACAGAACCAAAUCAUGGCAGUGACCCGGGUGGAAUGGAGACCAGAGCACGAUACAACCCGACCAGCAAAACCUACACACUCAACGGAUCCAAAACCUGGAUCACUAAUUCCCCCAUCGCAGACCUGUGUGUGGUGUGGGCAGUGUGUGAAGAUGGCAAAGUUCGUGGCUUUCUAAUAGAGAGAGGAACCAAGGGUCUGUCCACCCCCAAAAUUGAGGGGAAGUUUUCUCUGAGAGCCUCUGCCACUGGUAUGAUUUUGAUGGAUGAUGUGGAAAUACCGGAGGGAAACCUUCUGCCCAAUGUGUCUGGGAUGGGGGGGCCAUUUGGUUGUUUGAAUAAUGCUCGAUAUGGAAUAGCUUGGGGUGCUCUGGGUGCUGCGGAGUUCUGUUUCCAUACAUCCAGACAGUACACGCUGGACAGAAUUCAGUUUGGUGUACCGCUUGCCAGGAAUCAGCUCAUUCAGAAGAAGAUGGCGGAUAUGCUGACAGAGAUCACCAUCGGUCUACAGGCCUGUCUACAGCUGGGAAGACUGAAAGAUGAGGACAAAGCUGCUCCAGAAAUGAUCUCUCUUCUGAAGAGGAACUCGUGUGGAAAGGCCUUGGAUAUCGCUCGUCAGGCUCGGGAUAUGCUUGGCGGUAAUGGUAUUUGCGACGAGUACCACAUAAUCAGACACGUCAUGAACCUGGAGGCCGUGAACACGUAUGAAGGUACACAUGAUGUCCACGCCUUGAUCCUGGGACGAGCUAUAACCGGAUUACAGGCUUUUACUGUUAACAAGUAG